Molecule: messenger RNA, 873 nt
Organism: Penicillium alfredii
Lineage: Eukaryota; Fungi; Ascomycota; Eurotiomycetes; Eurotiales; Aspergillaceae
Product: SDR family oxidoreductase
Exons: 3
Coding region: 1-873 (290 amino acids)
Cellular component (GO): cytoplasm
Molecular function (GO): oxidoreductase activity, acting on the CH-OH group of donors, NAD or NADP as acceptor
Source: RefSeq, a predicted model, not a curated record
AUGACAUCGCCUUCCGAAAGCCGAGUUGCCAUCAUCACCGGAGCUACCGGUGGCAUGGGAAUCAAGAUUGCCCAAACCCUCUGCGCGCAGGGCUGGAAGAUCACCUGUCUCGACCUGCAGCAGGAGGCCGGCGACGCGCUGGUCGAGAGUCUGGGACAAGACAACGCGAUGUUCGUCCGGACCAACCUCGCCAAGUACGAAGAUCAAGUCCACGCCUUCCGGGAAACGUUUCGGCGUUGGGGUCGGAUUGAUGCUCUGUGUGCCAAUGCGGGCAUCGUCGACCGCUCCUCGGUCUACAUCUACAACUGGCGCGAGAAGAAGGCCGACGAUGUUCCCCCGGAGCCUGAUCUCUCCACCACCGACGUCGACUACAAAGCCGUGGUCUACGGCGUGCAGCUCGCCACGCAUUUCAUGCGACACAACCCCCAGCCUGGCGGUCGCAUUGUCGUGACCAGCAGCAUUGCGUCGAUCUUCCCUCACCCCUCGUACCCCGAGUAUUGUGGUGCCAAGGCCGCCGUGAACAUUUUUGUACAAGGGAUCGCGCCCCUGCUGAAGCAGAAGGAGAACAUCUUCAUCAACUGUGUGCUUCCAGGCAUUGUGCCUACUCCGAUCAUUCCCCCAGAGAUGAUUGCCGCAGUGGCUCCCGAGCAUCUUACCCCGGUCGAGACGAUUGUGAAAGCAUUCCAGACCUUCUUGGAAGAUUCCACGGGCAUGACAGGGGAGCUGCUGGAGUGUUCCGGAGAGAAAUUGAUUUACUACAAGCCGAGGGAGAUGGGCAAUGGCGCGGCCACCAAACGUGCCGUGACGGUGUGGGAGCCACUGUUCCAGAUGAUGCACAAAGAAACCUCCCAGCUGGCCGAUGCGAUUCCUUAG